AUGAGCAAUGUUGUCACAAGUAUUAGAGACAGUGUAAAGUAUGUGAAGAGCUCACAAGGACGGAAGCAAAGGUUCGAGAAGAUGAUUAAAGAAGUAGGGAUAUCUUGUGAUAAACGACCGCCACUUGAUGUUCCGACGCGGUGGAAUUCCACUUAUCACAUGCUCAAGUGUGCUUUGGAGUAUGAGAGAGCAUUUGAAGCUCUAACCCGUGAGGACAGUCAGUAUGUGCAUGAGCCUUUAGUUGAGGAAUGGAAGAUGGCCAAAAAGCUUUGUGACAUCUUGAAGACAUUUUGUGAUGCUACUGAAGUACUCUCGGGUUCCAACUAUCCUACUACAAGCUGUAUUUUUGAUCAGUUUUGGGAGGUCAAGCUGUUAUUGGAAAAGGAGUCCUCAAAUACAGAUGUUAUGAUUGCAGCCAUGAUACAUAAGAUGAAAGAAAAACUUCAGAAAUACUGGGAUAUAUGCUUCUUGCAAAUAUGUGUUCCAGUCAUCUUGGACCCUAGAUUUAAGUUGGGAUUUCUUAAGUUUCGUCUAAGCAAAUGUUUUGGUGAAACAUCACAAUACUUCCCUAUAGUUGAGAGGACAUUUCGAGAUCUCUUCGAUGAAUAUAACUCACAAUCAAGUGACUGUACUCAAGAUCAUGCAAAUUCAGUUGGUAGUGUUGAAACCAAUGUUGAUAGAAGCAACCCUUGGGCAGAUUGGAGCUUGCACCAGAACUUGAGACAAAUGAGAAGGGAAGGUUUGCCUAUCUCUGAAUUGUUUUCUGAUGCUCCUUGUGAGUCAGUAUCUGGAGGAUUCGGCAAGUCGUUGCUCAGCUUCGUCUGCCCGAGUGAUGGCUGCCCGGGCCUGCGCGGCAGCGAGAUCGGCGGCGGUGAUGGCUUCUUCUGCCGCGCGCUGAAGCUCUUCCUCGCGGGUCGUCAUGGGGAGGAGACGGUGACGUAG
Molecule: messenger RNA, 942 nt
Organism: Panicum virgatum (switchgrass)
Lineage: Eukaryota; Viridiplantae; Streptophyta; Magnoliopsida; Poales; Poaceae
Product: zinc finger BED domain-containing protein RICESLEEPER 2-like
Exons: 3
Coding region: 1-942 (313 amino acids)
Molecular function (GO): DNA binding
Source: RefSeq, a predicted model, not a curated record